AUGGCUAGGCCACGCAGCAGCAAGCGCAAUUCCUCCUCAACUUCAUACACAUCAACGAUAACCACCAUAGCCUUCAUAGCAUUAUGUGUUAUAGGUGUUUGGAUGCUAACUUCAAACUCACAGGUUACUACUCCACAAAUCACUACUCAUGCCACCAAAUCAACCACCACCACCACCACCGCUGGUAUUGCCGCGGACGCGGACGUCUCUUCCUCCAAUGACGUAGAAAACACGGAAUCCAGUAUAAAAAAGGAUACGCCUGUCUAUGAAGACAAUCCAGGAGAUCUUCCUGAUGAUGCUAUCAAAUCGGACGAGCCCAAAAGCAAUAACGACAAAGACAAUAAAGAUGAAAGUAACGACAGCAAACAAGAAACAGAUGGUGGUGAUAGUAAGGCUGAUCAAGAGAGCUCCUCGCAAGAUUUAAAGGGGCAAGGAUCUGGUGAGGAGACGCAGAAGCAGGAAGAAAGGCAGAAUCAGAUCUCUGAAGAAGGUUCGGACGCUCAAAACCAACAAACUGAUCAAACCAGCCAAGAAACUUCUCAAUCUGAAGUUAGCCAGGAAACAAAUGCCAAUCAAGAACAAGAAAUGAAUGCCAACCAAGAACAAGAAACGAAUGCCAAGCAAGAACAAGAGCAAAGUACAGUAUCUGAAACUGAUGAUAGUAAUUCACAUGAUUCUUUAAGUCAGAGUGAAGGACAAGAUCAAGCACAAGAGCAACAGCAGCAGCAACAAGAGGUUGAAAAUAGUAGUAAAGAUUUGCAAGAAUCUCAGAACCAAGAAUCAAAAAAAGACCAACAACAACAAAGUACUGGGGUCAAUGAAAACAAUCAAGAAUCUAAUCAAAAUGAAAAAUCAAUUGAAGACCACCAACAAGAAGAUAGUAAUGUAGUCAAUGAAAGCGAUCAAGAAUCUAAUCAAAAUGAGAAAAAAUAUGAAGAGCAACAACUAGAGCAAAGACAAGAAGAUGCUGGAGUUCAGAAUUCUUCUCACGAGUCCCAAAAUGCGGUAUCUGAAGAAGAUCAAAAACAAAGAAUGCAACAGCAGCAGCAACAACAACAACAACAACAACAAACAUCACAUGAUCAAGAGCAAAGACAAGAAGAUACUGGAGUUCAGAAUUCUUCUCAAGAAUCCCAAAAUGAGGUAUCUGAAGAAGAUCAAAAACAAAGAAUGCAACAGCAGCAGCAGCAACAACAACAACAAACAUCACAUGAUCAAGAAACCGAACAAAUACUUCAGGUCGAUAGCAACACAAAGCAAGAAACCAAGCAGGACUCAAGCUUGGGCGAGUCGGCAUUUCCUGGUGGCACGAACCCAGGAAUACCAAAAGAAUCAAAGGAGUCAAAGAAGUCAUGGUCAACUCAAGCAGCAGAGUCAGAGAAUCAAAAGGAGAGAAGGAAGGAGGAAUCGGACGGUAAUGACAACAUGUAUGGGUACACUUGGCAGCUCUGCAAUGUCACUGCUGGUCCUGAUUAUAUACCUUGUUUGGAUAAUGAAAAGGCCUUAAAACAAUUACGUACAACCGGGCACUAUGAGCAUAGAGAGAGGCAUUGUCCUGAGGUUGGACCCACUUGUUUGGUCCCACUUCCUGAAGGGUACAAAAGACCCAUCGCAUGGCCGCAGAGUAGAGACAAGAUAUGGUAUCACAACGUACCUCAUACAAAAUUGGCAGAGGUCAAAGGUCAUCAAAAUUGGGUUAAGGUUACUGGUGAGUUUUUGACCUUCCCUGGUGGUGGAACCCAGUUCAUACAUGGAGCUCUUCACUACAUUGAUUUUAUUCAACAGGCAGCGCCCAAAAUUAAAUGGGGAAAGCAUACUAGAGUGAUACUGGAUGUUGGGUGUGGAGUUGCAAGCUUUGGUGGUUAUAUGUUUGAAAGGGAUGUUCUUACAAUGUCGUUUGCACCCAAAGAUGAGCAUGAAGCUCAAGUUCAAUUUGCCCUUGAAAGAGGAAUACCUGCAAUAUCUGCUGUCAUGGGUGGAAAGCUGCUUUUGGAGUUGAAUCGUGUUCUCCGACCAGGAGGUUAUUUUGUGUGGUCAGCAACUCCUGUUUACCAAAAGCUAGAGGAAGAUGUGGAGAUAUGGCAAGCUAUGUCUGCAUUGACGGUAUCCAUGUGUUGGGAGCUUGUGAACAUCCAGAGAGAUAAACUUGACGGUACGUGCCUCUGCAAGCAUGCAUGCACCGGGUGCCUUCUAGAUCUCAGAGGGGGGCAAAUGGCCAGAGGAUUGGCCUCAGAGACUACAAACACCUCCUUACUGGCUAAACAGCUCCCAGAUGGGGAUCUAUGGUUUGCAGCAGCUCUCAAGGACCUUAAGGUCUGGGUGCUCAAUGUAGUGACCACAGACUCUCCAGAUACACUACCAAUAAUAUAUGAGCGAGGUCUUUUUGGGAUAUACCAUGAUUGGUGCGAAUCCUUCAGCACAUACCCUAGAACUUACGACCUCCUACAUGCUGAUCAUCUCUUCUCAAAGCUGAAAAAAAGGUGCCAACUUGCUCCUGUAUUGGCUGAGGUUGAUAGAAUCGUGAGACCUGGAGGUAAACUGAUUGUUCGAGAUGAAUCGAGCACAAUUGGCGAAGUUGAGAACUUGCUCAAGUGUCUACACUGGGAGGUUCAUCUAAUCGUCUCCAAAGACCAAGAAGGUUUGCUCAGCGCACAAAAAGGCAACUGGCGACCACAUGCAUACGCAGCUUUCUCCUGA
Dovyalis caffra is the source of this 2697-nucleotide messenger RNA. Lineage: Eukaryota; Viridiplantae; Streptophyta; Magnoliopsida; Malpighiales; Salicaceae. The record is from the annotation of a GenBank genome assembly.